Salvelinus sp. IW2-2015 is the source of this 2875-nucleotide messenger RNA. NCBI's taxonomy places the organism in Eukaryota, Metazoa, Chordata, Actinopteri, Salmoniformes, Salmonidae. The record is from RefSeq and is a predicted model, not a curated record.
AGAAUCCCUCGGCCAAAAAUAGGCUGCUCCCUACUCCUUUUAUUUGGCUAAUUCCAUAGGAACCGGUGGAUCCAGUUAUAUUCUACGCUUUCUUUCUUUCUUUCUUUGUUCCUUUGUUUCUUUCAUUUAGUCUAAAAGCAAGAUAUAUAUCUUCCCCGACCUCAUUGUUGCUGUAAUAAAUACAAAAUCCAGUAAUACACAGUCUAUAACUGUUGAAGUGCCCAUAUUUUGGCUAAGUGUAGGUGUACUUCAUAGAAUAUUAUAGGAUACAUACUGUACAUAAAGGGAAGGUGCGUGCGGGCUGAGGUGAAAAAGUUGACGGGCUAGUUCAGCACAGAGGAAGUAACUACCAACGCUACUUAUUGAGUGUGCUGCCAUGUUCCUAAACUUUAUUCAGUUUGUAUGCAGGACAGGACAGUGGUAUAUUCAACUGAAGUUUUUCUUUUUAAAAAGAGGAGAGUAGACCCUACCUUAUUAUUAUUAAUUGUCUAUCAAAUACGUAUUAGACAACUGGGGAUUUUAAUUUUGUAUUUUAGAACGAGGUGCGACUUCCACUGACGAAGAUCACUGACUUGCACAGGGGAGACACCGAAAGCUCUCCCCCAACUAUGGAAACAGAGGCAACUGAUGUAUACUCUGCAAGUAACGGAGACUGCUCUCCCAGGAAGACAGAGAACUCUAGAAUGUUGGUGGACCUGUCGGCAAACACACAUGGACAGCAGCUCCAGCAUCCUAAUUCACCCACUGAAAACACAAUCAAACAGGAAGAUGAAGAUGAAGAAGAUGAAGGGGACAGGAGGACCACAGCAGAGGACAUGGGCCAAAGCGGGGAAGAGGGAUCGGGUUUGGAGGAGCCCAUGAUUGACAGCCCAAACAACCUACAGGAUGGGGUCCCCGGGUCAGAAGGGUCAUGUGACCCAGGAACUCGGCUGCCCAAUGGUGAUAGGCCGUUCCAGUGUAACCAGUGUGGUGUGUCGUUCACUCAGAAGGGCAAUCUGUUGAGACACAUUAAGCUGCACACGGGGGAGAAACCCUUCAAAUGCCCCUUCUGCAGCUACGCCUGCCGCCGUCGUGACGCACUCACAGGCCACCUACGCACACACUCAGUGGGCAAACCACACAAGUGCAACUACUGUGGGCGGAGCUACAAACAGAGGAUUUCAUUGGAGGAGCAUAAAGAGCGUUGCCAUAACUACCUCCAGAGUGUUGCCAUGGAUCCCACCUCCAUCACCAGGCCUUAUCCAGGUGAGGUCCCUAAAGAGCAGAGGCCCCUGGCCGAGGCUGUUGCCAGGGCAACCUUCGACCGCCCACCAGUCAUCGAGAGACUGCAGAGUAACAUGGGGAAGAGGAAGAGCACCACCCCACAAAAGUUUGUGGGUGAGAAGAUGAUGCGUUACAGUUACCCAGAGCUGAGCUAUGACAUGAGUCUGAAGUAUGAGAAGGAGGCGGAGCUGAUGCAGGCUCACAUGAUGGACCAGGCUAUCAACAACGCCAUCUCUUACCUGGGCUCUGACUCCCUGAGACCCCUAGUCCACCACCCCCAUCCGCACGGUCCACACGGUCCACACCCAUCCCUCUCAAUGGCUGAGGUGGUAAACAUGGGCAACCCCCUCUUCCACCACGUCUACCCCCUGGAACCAGGGCCAGGGCACCGUAUGGACCGACCAAGCAGCCGGGACGCCCCACCUCAUCCUUCACCUCUGCACCCUCCUCUUCCUGACUUUACUCCCUCCUCCAACGGGCCCAUCGCCCUCACCAGACCCAAGCAGCACCAGCUCCAGGGUACCAGAGAGGAGAGAGAGUGUCCUAGCAACAGUGGGCUGGACUCGGCCGAAUCUGCCCGGAGCAGCCCUCAGGAGAGGCUGGGUUACCACAGGAACCACAGAAACAACCCCCACCCCCGACCCAGGUCCAGACCCAGCCCAGCCAAUGGCGGGAGAGAGGAGGGGCGAGGUGGGGCUGAGGUGGGUGGGGUGGGGUUUACAGCGGAGGUGGCCCGGGGAGAGGCGGCAGAGACGAGUCGGGACGGGGUGCGUGUGUUUGGGCGAGAGGGCCGGGAGGUGAGGGUGUUCCAGUGUGAGCACUGCUGUGUUCUCUUCCUGGACCACGUUAUGUACACCAUCCACAUGGGCUGUCAUGGUUACAGGGACCCGCUGGAGUGCAACAUCUGUGGCCACCGCAGUAAGGACUGCUACGAGUUCUCAUCUCACAUCAUCCGCGGGGAACACACCUUCCAGUAGAGGGCUGGACAAGACAGGAGCCGUCCCUCCCCAUCCCCACCCCAGGACUGUGAUGUUGAACUAACUGUGUGUGGUCAAUGCAACCAACCAAGGCAGAGAAAACGAACUAACAUUUGCUGCAGCAUAAUGAAACUGACUAUAUAAUUCCAAACAAAUAUAUGAAGGUCUGGGCCAAAUACACAUUUUCAUUUUUUAAGGUGUUUUGAAGAUUUUAAAGUUGAGAUAUGCAUCUGAAGUGAGGGAUUUCUUCGUGUGGGAAAAAGAGGACAAAGAAUAAGUACACCUAUUCAGUUUUGUUGUGGUCUGUCUCUGAGAUUGUCAAAGAGCAACUAAUACUGUGAGUAGUUAUAUUAUAGUUUAAAAGUCGUUUUACUGUCCUUGUCUUGCAUACUGUAUUGUUGCACUUGUUUGCUGCAACACAAACUGCCAUGUAAGAGCUCAACUCAUCAAGGGGGCUUUCCCUGACUCCACCACCCAAACCAUUUCAUGCAACAUACAUCUUCUCUGUCUUAUGUCAAAAGCCUUGCUAACUGCAAAGUGCUCAGACGUGUUGUCACACCAGCCACAUUAGAGAGGGAGAGAGAGAAGAGCGAGUGAGAGAGAGAGAGAGAGANNNAGAGAGAGAGAGAGAGAGA